Messenger RNA from Hydatigera taeniaeformis, 1029 nucleotides. The record is from the annotation of a GenBank genome assembly. NCBI's taxonomy places the organism in Eukaryota, Metazoa, Platyhelminthes, Cestoda, Cyclophyllidea, Taeniidae.
AUGCAGAAAUUCAACCUUGAACCGGUGCCCAACGAUGAGGUUGGGAAUUUUUAUAAUGGCGACUCCUACGUCAUCUGCAAGGCGACGCGAAGUCCUGGUGGCGACAAACUGCUUUACAAUGUUCACUUCUGGAUUGGCAAACACAGCACAGCAGAUGAGUACGGCACUGCUGCUUACAAGACUGUUGAAUUGGACACCUUCCUCGAUGACGCUGCCAUCCAGCAUCGUGAGGUCGAAGGCUAUGAGUCGCCUCUCUUCAAGAGCUACUUUGACAAGCUUGUCAUCCUGAAGGGCGGCUACGCCUCUGGUUUCCGCCAUGUUAAGCCAGAAGAGUAUAGACCGCGUUUGUUGCGCUUUUGCAAGGAAGGAAAAACCACUUACAUGCGCCAGGUGUCCUUCAGCAAACAAUCGGUCCACUCUGGCGACGUCUUUAUCCUGGAUCUGGGAGACCGUGCUUACCAGUUCAAUGGCUCUCAGUGCUCUGCCUUUGAGAAGAGUUCGGCCGCAGCUUUUCUGCAAGAUUUGGAGAGCAAACGCAAUGGACGCUGCAAGACUUCUGUCUUGGAUGAGGCCCAUACACCACAGGACGUAAGUUGUUCAACCACUGGGGACUCAUUUAAUUUUUUCCUUUCUCCUCACAGCACGAAUUCUGGACUGUGCUACCUGAUGUGCCGGUCGAAGAGCCCGAACCUCCUAAGGAGAUUAUCAAGUCUCUUUACAAGUGGGUCCAAUUUUUUUAGGCAUGACGAUGGUUCUAGGGUCUCUGAUGCUAGUGGCAAGAUGGAGCUGACGAUUGUGAGCGAAGGCUCGGCUUCCAAACACGAUAUUAAGCCUGACGAUGUCUAUAUGAUCCUUACAAAGGAGGGUCUCUUCGUCUAUAUAGGCAAGGGAUGCUCUGUUUUGGAGAAGAGGAAUGCUCUUUCAAAUGCCCACAAAUUCUUGCAGACUUGUCCCAAUCCCUUCUUGCCCAUCACCGUCGUGACCGAUGAGCAGGCGGAAUCAUUCCUGAGGGGCAUUUGGGAUGAGUAG